Molecule: messenger RNA, 8357 nt
Organism: Thamnophis sirtalis
Lineage: Eukaryota; Metazoa; Chordata; Lepidosauria; Squamata; Natricidae
Source: RefSeq, a predicted model, not a curated record
AGGGAGUCACAUGACUCUUCCGCCAGUGCGCUUUCUUGCUUUUCUGCUCGCUCAUGUUAGCCGAGUAACCUUCGCGGAGCUUUCCCUCGGCCUGCCAUGGGACGCGUCGUCGCGUUCGCCGCAGCGUGCGGAGCUGCUGCCCUCCGGCUCCGCUGGCUGGCUGCCCUCUUCUUGCUUCUCCUCCCGGCCCAGAAGGGAUUCCCCUCCACCACCUUAGCGGCCCAGGACGCCUUCAGUUACCAGAUUCUAUGCAAUUAUACAUGGGAAGCUCUUGAUCUUGAUAAAGUGCAUUAUAAAAUAAAUCCCUGUGGUGGUGUAAGAGAUUGUGCGGGAUCCAGUGCCAUUUGUGCCCAUGACCUAAAAAAUAAUUUAUAUUUCUCAGUAGGGGAAUCCUCACAGAUAAGAAGAUCUAAUUUACUCUUGGAAUUCAGCACUAAAGAAAUUUGUUCUAAGGGAAGUCCACAUACAUGGCAAAGUAGCAUCAAUUUCUAUUGUGGGAAGACUUUGGGUUCCCCAGAAUUUGUGACUUCAUUUGAGUGUGUUCAUUAUUUUGAAUGGAGAACAUUCCUUGCAUGCAAGAAGGACUUAUUUACAUCAACUGACGAGGUACCUUGCUACAUAUUUGAUGAAAACCUGAAAAAACAUGAUUUAAAUCCAUUGAUUAAGACAUCUGGUGGAUACUUGAUAGAAGACUCAGAUGAUGAUUCACAGUUAUACAUCAACAUAUGUAGAAACAUAGGAAAGUCCUCAGGAGAAACUAGCAGUUGUCCAGAGCACAGUGCAGCUUGCUUGGUGAAGGAUGGUCGUGCGUUUGAUCUGGGCCAUACUAAAGAAUUACUAAAACGGCUUGAUAAAGACAGGUUUCAGCUGAGAUACAGCAAUGUAGCAGAGAAACCAGACUUUUGUGGUAGCCAUGACCCAGCAGUUACAAUUACUUUCGUAUGUCCAGAGGGAAGGCAAAGAGAGGAUACAAAUCCUACGCUCACUGCUCAAAGCAAUUGCCGCUAUGAGAUUGAAUGGGUUACUGAGUCUGUCUGUGCCAGGGACUACCUGGAGAGUCAUAAUUGUACUCUUAGCAGUGAACAACAUGGUAUUUAUGUGGAUCUGACACCUCUUAUGCAAUCUCCAGGUGAUGUGUCACCAUAUCUUUCAAAAGACAAAGAGUAUAACUAUUAUCUGAAUGUAUGUGGGAAAGCAGCUGGUGGUUUUUGUAUGGACAAGGAUGUGUCUUCAUGCCAAGUUAAAGCUGAAAAAAGUCAGCCGAAAGUGGCAGGAAGAUUUACCAAUCAAACUCUCAGGUAUGCUGAUGGAGACCUUAUUCUGACGUAUCCAGGAGGAGAUAGUUGUAGCUCGGGUUUUCAGAGAAUGACAGUCAUAAAUUUUGAAUGCAAUCAAACUGCAGAUAAUAAUGGCAAAGGACAUCCAGAAUUUAAUGGUGAAACAGACUGUUCAUAUUUUUUCACUUGGCAAACCAAAUAUGCUUGUGUUGGAGAAGAAGAAGGUUUGCCUUGCAUGGUUUCAGAUAAGAAGAAAAAGUAUGACUUGACAAGACUGAUUCGUCAUUCUGAAUCGGAGGAGAAUUGGGAAGCUGUAGAUAUCAACCCAGUAGAAGCAAAAAGGAAACGUUUCUUUAUAAAUAUCUGUCACAAGGUCCUCCAGAAAGGAGAAGCCAUGUACUGUGCCAAAGAUGCAUCUGUUUGCUCUGUUGAUAAAAACAAUAAUACAAGAAAUCUUGGGACCUUCAUGUCUACUCCCAAAAAGGUUGGAGAAAAUAUUGAGCUUCACUAUUCAGAUGGAGACGAUUGUGCACCCAAUAAAAAAAUUGAAACAAAUAUAAUUCUUAUAUGUAAACCAGGUGAUCUGGAAAGUGCUCCUGUUUUGAUUAAUUAUGAUGGAUGCUUGUUUGAGUUUGAAUGGCAUACUGCUGCUGCCUGUGUCCUGUCUAAAACAAAAGGAGACCACUGCAAAGUUUCAAAUCUUCAAGCUGGAGUUUCCUUCGACUUAUCGCCACUAAUGAAUGAAUCUUUCUCAAUAAACACAACUGACUAUACCUUUCACAUUAGUAUUUGUGGCUCUUUGUCAAAUAAGUAUUGUGGAUCAGAGUCUGCAGUUUGUCAAGUAAAGAAAAAUGGCCUGGAUUCUUGGAAUCUUGGGAUGCCCAGUUCUCAGCUGUCCUAUUAUAAUGGAAUUAUUCAGCUAAACUAUCAGAAUGGCACACCCUACAACAAUGCGCAGCAUACAACACGGUCUACCCAUAUAACAUUCCUGUGUGAUCGUGAUGCAAACAAGAGUGUACUGGAGUAUCAGGAGGAAGACAAUUUCACAUACAACUUCAAGUUGUAUACUCAGUAUGCUUGCCCAGAAAUAGCCACAGAAUGUGUCGUAACAGAUCCUCAAACCAUGAAGCAAUAUGAUCUGUCAAGUUUAUCAUUAUUUCGCAAUGUAAAAAAAAAUUGGUUUGCAAUGGACAACUCUGGAGAGAAUGUUCACAAAAAAUACUACAUAAAUGUCUGCCGACCAUUGAACUCUAUCCCAGGAUGUGACAGAAGAGCAUCCAUCUGUGAAAUGACAUUCAAAAGGGGCGAGAGUGCUGGCUCUUCUAAAAUUUCCAAUAGUAACCUUGGGAUUGCCCAGAAAAGUCCCAUUUUUGAAGGACCUGGUAGAAUCCUUCUUAAUUACACUGGUGGCUCUCUAUGCAUAAGGGCAGAUGAUGACAAGCCAGAACCUUUCUCAAGCCUCAUCCAUCUGAUUUGUGCCAAGGGCCUUCUUAAUAGCACCCCAAGAUUUGUAGAGAUGAAAGACUGUGUUGCAACUUUUCUGUGGGAAACUGAAGCUGCCUGUCCAAUCACCACUACGCAAGGCGAGUCUCAGAGCUGCUCUGUAAAAGACCCAAACACUGGAUUUCUAUAUAACAUGGAACCAUUAGCUUUGGAAAAAGCAUACGUUGUCGAAGGAAUUAGAAAGAGCUUCAUGAUAAGUAUCUGUAGACCAGCCAAGGAAUGUGGGCCUAUUCAUGGUAUCGAAGUUGAUGAUUCAAUUGGUGGAUGUGAAACAGAAGAUCUGGAACACAUUCGCUUGGUGAAAUUGAACAAAACUCUUCAAUUUUCUACAGAAGGAUAUCUGUCACUUACUUAUACAGGACCCAAUGACAGUUUCAUCAUCACUUUUACUUGCAAUCGGUCCUAUCCUGGAGAACUCAAAUUUGUACAUGAAGAAAUGAAUUCCGCACGAAAUAUUCAUAAUACUUAUUUUAACUUCUACACUGCAUUAGCCUGUCCACCUGUUCCAGUUGAUUGCCAAGUCACUGAUUCUGAUGGCAAUGAAUACGAUCUGAGUGACUUGAGCAGAGAUCAUGAACCCUGGAUUGCCCUGGAUACGACAGCAGAUGCCAAAAAAAGAACUUUCUUUCUCAAUGUUUGCAGGCCACUUCCCUAUAUACCUGGAUGUCCAGCUGGCAUACUAGGAGCUUGUGUGAAAUAUGCUGAUAAAAGCCAGAAUAUUGGUGUCAUUCAAAUAAGUCCUCAGGCUGCCACCGAUGGAUCUCUUUCUAUUUUGUAUUUAAGUGGAGACAUAUGCAAAGAUAAACAACAAUACUCAACCCGGAUAAUUUUCCAGUGUGAUCAAGCUAUGGGAUCACCUGUGUUUCAAUAUGAAAAGGACUGUGAGUUUGUGUUUCUUUGGAGAACACUAGCUGCUUGCCCUGUGCACAGAGCAGUAGGUGAGAACUGUCAAGUGAAAGAUCCAAGAUAUAGUUAUGUAUAUAAUUUGUCACCACUUCGUGGGAAUGACAUUAAAGUCAGCACCGACGAAUAUGACUACUACUUUAGAAUUUGUGAUGGAUUAGCCACAGGCCUUUGCAAACAAUCAAGCAACAGUGAACAUAUCGUGUCGUCAUGUCAAAUUAAAAAACAAGAUCCACAUGCUAAAAAAAUAGCAGGUUUGCAGACUGAAAAACUGACAUAUGAAAAUGGAUUACUUAAGAUAAACUACACUGGUGGGGACAUAUGUCACAAGGUGUAUAACAGAUCAACAGCAAUAUUUUUCUACUGUGAUCCGAAUCCUAAUUUGCAGGUCAUCUCUUUGACCUUAAUCCUUUAAAGAGACAGUCUAGCUACACUCUCUAUGAUUUUGUGAACCAGAGAAUGCUCCAGUUGAGUGUAUGUGAUGAACCCAAAACUUCAUGCGGUGGAGACAUUGGAGUUUGCAUCACGGGUGGCCAUCAGCCAUUAAUUAAUGCUGGACAACUAAGCAAAGCAUUAACCUAUGAAGAUGGAGUUUUGAAACUUGUCUACAAAGAAGGCGAGUCCUGUCCUGCAGAUCCUGCUUUGAAGUACAUGAGCUAUUUCACCUUUGUGUGCAGGUUGGAUGCUGGGCUUGGCAGUCAGCCAGCUCUCAUUUCUUUUGAUGAGAAAACAUGCACUUAUUUUUUCUCUUGGCAUACUGUUUUAGCCUGUGAAGAAGAAAGAGUGGUAGACUGCUCAGUUACCAAUGGCAGCAGAGUAAUUGACCUUUCCCCUUUAAUCCAUUGGACAAGUGCUUAUGAGAUAUUUGAUGACUUUUCUGACCAGAAUCCAGAUUUCUAUAUAAAUAUUUGCCAACCAUUAAAUUCCAUCAAGGAUGUCAGUUGUCCACCUGGAGUAGCUGUCUGUAUGAUCCCCCUUAAUGGCUCUCCUGUAGAUAUUGGUCGAAUCACAGCACCUCCUCAGCUCAACAGUGCAACAAAUGAAGUUAAUAUUGCCUUCAACAGUACCACUCCCUGUCCAGAAGAUAAAAAUCUCAACUAUUCUUCACUUAUUGUGUUUCAUUGCAACAGAGGAACAAAUCUGGGGAAGCCCAGAAUGAUAGAAAAGUCUGGCUGUGAAUAUAUAUUUGAAUGGAGCACCCCAGUGGUAUGCCCUGAUGAAGAGAAUGUUUUGGGCUGCUCUGUCAUGGAUGAACAAUUACACUAUGCUUUCAACCUGUCAAGCCUUGCAGGAAAACCCUAUAAGGUUCCUUCUGGACGCAGGAGCUACCAUCUUGGGGUAUGUUCAGAAGCAGCAGAUAUUCCUCAAGGAAAAUGCAAAGACGCUGCAGUUUGUCUUAUCUCUGGCAAUAGUGCCAUCUCAUUUGGCAACAAAAAAGAAAUAAAAUUGGACUACAGGCAUCAAGAUGAAGCUGUUUUCUUGCAGUAUAAGGGUGGCGAUAAAUGUCCCCCAGUGACUGAAAAGGGUGAGCUUUGUGUCUUCCCUUUCCAGUAUAACGGUAAAAGUUAUGACAGGUGCAUAGCGGAGGGACAAGCACGUCCAUGGUGUGCCACAACUGAUAACUUAGGGAGAGACCAAAAAUGGGGAUUUUGUGUAAAUGAAGCUGGGCAGCGUGAAUCUACAAUUAUUUUUAAGUGUGAUGAAAAUGCUAACAACGGAAGCCCUCAGCUGUUGAGCGAGACCCUUGGCUGCUCUGUCACAUUUGAAUGGAGGACACAGCUUCUAUGUCCUCCAAGGAAAAUGGAAUGCAAGUUUAUUCAGAAGCACAAAACUUACGAUUUGAGAAUACUUUCCUCGCUCACAGGCUCAUGGGUCUUCGCAGACAAGGGCAGCUCUUAUUACAUGAAUCUUUGUCAGAGAGUUCAUGAAGGACCCUCAGGCUGUCCUGACAGGGCAAGUGUUUGCCGACGAAAUCAGAAUGGUGCUGUCCAAGUUCUGGGAUUAGUUCAUACACAAAAACUUAAUGUUACAGGUGACAAAGUUCUUGUCAGCUACUCCAAUGGUCAUGAAUGUCCACAGAGGAACAAAAAGGCAACAACGGUCAUAGAGUUGAAAUGUGGAAAAACUGUUGGGUUGCCAAGAUUCAACAGGAUUGAUGAAGAAAAUUGUGCCUAUUAUAUUACCUGGGAAACUCGGGCUGCUUGUGCUGUGAAACCUCAAGAAGUAAAGAUAGAGAAUGGCACGGUUAUAAAUCCAGAGACGGGAAAGAAUUUCAGUUUGGGUAAUAUUUAUUACAAAUUAUACAAUGCAUCGGGAGAUUUCAGAACAAAUGGUGACAGAUAUAUUUAUGAGAUUCAGCUUUCUUCUAUCACUGAUUCAAAGAAUCCAAAGUGUAUGGGAGCUAACAUCUGUCAAGUUAAAAUAUCAGAUACACGUACUCGUAGAGUUGGAUCAUCAAAAAAUGCUCACUAUUAUAUUCAAGAUGAUGUUUUGGAUCUUGUGUUCUUCUCUGACUCCACAUGUGGCAGAGAUUCCAAAAAAUCUGCCUCCUCAACUAUUGUCUUCCACUGUGAUAAAGAUGCUAAAGAAGGCAUCCCAAAAUUUCUUCAUGAAUCAACGGACUGCCAGUACUUAUUCACCUGGUACACUUCAGCGGUUUGCCAGUUAGUUAGCUCUGAAACAACAAAUGAUGGAAAGUAUGUGGAAGAUUUUUCUAAAGGCCUUUCAGGAAGAAGCCAAGCAGUUGGCGCACUGUUGAGUUUACUCCUUGUGAUUCUCACAGCAUGCCUUGUGAUCCUGUUACUUUACAAAAAAGAAAGAAGAGAAUCUAUGAAGCAGAAGAUAGUCAACUGCUGUCGGAGAUCAUCAAAUGUUUCUUAUAAAUAUACUAAGAUAAAUACUGAAGAGGUAAAUGAGAAUGAAACAGAAUGGCUCAUGGAAGAAGUAGCUACACCAAAUCACAGUUUAGGAAACAAAGCUCACAUAAAUGGCCAUGUAGCACGAAAGACAGCCAUGUCAGAUAACCUCAUGUCCCUUCCGGUGGAUGACAUGGACAGUGAGGAUGAAGUAUUGACAAUACCAGAGGUGAAGAUUCAUUCAGCAAGAGAUGUGGAUUCAAGAGGCUUGAGCAGCAUUAGAAGGCCUUAUCAUAACAAAGCUCAUAAGCCUUCAGGCAGUGGGAAAACUGCUCUGCCUAACGGAAGGAAGAACAGCAAAACCAGCCCCGCUUUUGGUCAAGAAGAAAUGCAGAACUCCAUGAACAUUGCAUCAUACCAUGAUGACAGCGACGAGGACUUGUUGAACGUUUAACCUGCACUUGUGCCUAAUGAAAAUUCCAUAUGUGUAUAUGUAUAUUAAAUAUAUUAAGGUGAGACAGCAAAACACUUCCAACCAAAAAUGAAGACUUAAGUUGCAGAUGCCUUUAGCAAGGGAUUAUUUCAAGGGAAGUGGGAGGAAGGGUCAGUCCUUGCUGUUUACAAUGAUUGGUGAUGGUUGGGUUUCUAGCAUUCAAUGAAUGAAAUAAAGAUCAUUCUCCUGAGCUAGAACACUCACACAUAUCCCUUGGGAAGGUUUUAGAAACUCUUAUCAUAUUUUACAAUGAUGGGCUCAAAUCUAAAUGAAGCCCUUUCCGCUUCAUUGUGAGACUUGCAUUUUAACACUCUUUAUAUUUAUUGCUCUCACUACUCAGGUUCACUGGGGGAAAAAGAAAGAUAGGCAAUGUGUUCUUCCUGCAGGCAGGGUAUUUUCUUCUGUAGAUUCACCCAUCUCAUUAGGUUGGGUUUCUUUGGUGUACAUCUUGGAGCUGGUCUGUAUCUUGAAUUUGCCUGUAUAUUUGAUUUCUGUAAUCUUAUUCAAUUAAAAUAAUUUUGAUUUGAUUUGAAAAAUGUUUUAGCUGGAAGGUAUAAAUCCUAUAGCUUUAGCCUUGAGCAGUGACUGUCCUUUGCAUGUUAAGUCUGUUUUUCGGUACCAGUCAUAUAAUGUUGUUCAUCAGUGUUUACAAGAUUGUUGGUAUAGCAACCCAGUGCUAUCCUUCAACAUAAUCUGGGCAAAAAAUUAAUAGAGUAUGCCAUUUCCCAAAGACCCUUUCAGGUUAGAUAUACUAAUGCUUGUUGCUUUUCCUCUGCAACUGUUGUUGUGAUGAAAAAACAUAUGUACCUUUUUCCGAAUGCUGUUUCUCUUCAGAAGCUUAAAUGAUUUUUUUUUCCUUCUUGGGAAAUUGCCAACUAAUUCCAGAUCAAACUAGAGUAUCCACUUCAUUGCCCUACACAUUUUUAUGGCUGCUUUAAAGACACAGGCUUGCAGAACAGGGGCACACAGGUUUUGGUACUAGGUGCAUUUCCUUUGAAAGGUAAAACUCUUUGGAUAUUGUCACCGAACUCCUUCAUCAUUGUUAUAUGCUGCAACAAUUAACCUUAAGGGAAAGAUGGAACAAGUUCUUCUUGCAGUAUUUAGCAUCUUAGUGCUUUUUAAGAGGCUCAUAGCCAGCACGUGCAUUUCUAAGAACUGUGCACCAGUAUUUCGGCUGGCCAGAGGCUCUUCCUUCAUUCCUCCUUUCUAUCUUGUCCUGUUCGCGUUGGAGUACUUAAGAUUGGCUUCCACUUGGUACCUGGAUUUGAUGUAACAAAGUGUUUAAAGAAUUUCAAUAAAUAAAAUUAAAUUAUGUUUCUCUACGAA